Rangifer tarandus platyrhynchus (Svalbard reindeer) is the source of this 300-nucleotide messenger RNA. The record is from the annotation of a GenBank genome assembly. NCBI's taxonomy places the organism in Eukaryota, Metazoa, Chordata, Mammalia, Artiodactyla, Cervidae.
AUGCCCUGGACCAGCCUCUGCGUGUAUAAAAAGCACCCCCAAGGUUCCUGCUGCCCAGUGGCCCCCUGUGAGCCAGCCCUCCUGACUGAGCCCCCAGUACCAGAUCUGAGACAGACCCUGGUGGGGAGGGGGGUGGAAGUGGUGGUUGUUGUGGCCCAGGCUGGAUGCAUUGGGUACAGAGGCUAUAGCACUAGAGCCGGUGCCCAGACUUGCCCUUGCCUGGGUGGACUCUACCCAAACACUGCUCUGGCUCAUCUCACUCACAGCAGAAUCCCUAGGAUCUUACUGUGGAAGGAAUGA